AUGCCUCGUGGUCAGAGAAGGCAAAAGAGAAAGCUCAGCAGAGGCCGUUCUGGCCCAAGAAGUGCCCGGGAACUCAGAGAUGAGAAGAAAGCAGCAGCCACAGCUUCGUCCGUUUCCUCUUCCUCCUGUAGUGUGGCUGAGGCCACAGCAAGAGAAGAGCCUGAGCGUGGGGCAUCAAGUUGUCCUCAGAAUGCUCAGGCCAUCUCCCCUCCCCCUGCUGCUAUGGCUUCCAGUGAAAGCAGUGAAUGUCGUGCGGGCUCCAGCAGGCAAGGAGCAGAGGCUCCAGGUCCCUCACAGGGCAGGGAGGCCCCUCAGGUCACGCAGCCUGUGUUUCCAAAUGACAAAUUAGAUAAGAUUCUGAGAUUUCUGCUCCAAAAGUAUCAAAAUAAGGAGCAGAUCACCGAGGAAGAAAUGCUGCACAUUCUGGGCGGUGAUUGCCAAGAUCACUUCCCUCUGAUCCUUACGGAACUCUGUGAGUGCAUGCGUAUGGGUUUUGGCAUUAUUAUGAGGGAAGUGAGUCCUCCUGGCCACACAUAUGAGUUUAUACCGGUCUUGGGCCUCACUUAUAGUGGGAUGCUGGAUGUUGAUGAUCUGAUUAUUCCUAAAGCCGACCUCCUGAUACUCAUCCUGAGUAUCAUCUUCCUAAAGAGCAACAGAAUCACUGAAGAGCACCUGAGGGAAAUGCUGAGAAAUAAGAAUAUAUUAGUUGAGAGUGAUCAAGUUGUUUUUGGGGAGCCCUGGAAAUUCAUCACAGAGGAUUUGGUACGGGAAGGGUAUCUAGUGCACCAGCGUAUUCUUAACAGUAAUCCUGCUCGCUAUGAGUUCCUGUGGGGUCCAAGGGCCCAUGCUGAAACCGACCCGAUGAAAAUUCUGGAGCAUGUAUUUGCGCUUGAUGGGUUAGAUCCUGGGUCUUGCCCACAUCUCUGUGAGCAGGGUUUGAGAGAGUAA
Messenger RNA from Cavia porcellus (domestic guinea pig), 948 nucleotides. Its product is annotated as melanoma-associated antigen 10-like. The coding region runs from base 1 to 948 and encodes 315 amino acids. Gene Ontology annotation, cellular component: nucleus. The transcript has a single exon. Gene Ontology annotation, biological process: negative regulation of transcription by RNA polymerase II. NCBI's taxonomy places the organism in Eukaryota, Metazoa, Chordata, Mammalia, Rodentia, Caviidae. The record is from RefSeq and is a predicted model, not a curated record.